Bursaphelenchus xylophilus (pine wood nematode) is the source of this 1940-nucleotide messenger RNA. Lineage: Eukaryota; Metazoa; Nematoda; Chromadorea; Rhabditida; Aphelenchoididae. The record is from the annotation of a GenBank genome assembly.
AUGACGUCCUUGUUGCGCAAGUUUGUGUCGGCCAGGCAAAGGAGCAAGAGCCCAGUGAAACGAUCCCCUCAGGCCAAUUACAAUUACGCAGCCGAUAAUGAGUUCGAGCAUUGGACCCGGGGCCCUGAGACUCGACCUCCGCCUCCUCUGCAACGACUCCCACCUCAGAUCCGAACCCAGUAUGUGGAUGAGGACCUUGAACUUCAGACUUUAACUGUAAGCUUUAAUUAAUUAAUAUCAUCAACAGCUGCCAGAGAGGUGUCAGAUAUUAAGAGAGUGUGAUGGAUGAGUAGAGUGUUCGACUAAGUCUAUUCCUCCUUUUCAGAACUUCCAACAUCCGUACUCUGGUAAUUAUUGGCAUCCCGGGACAGCCCCUUCCCACCAUCAUCAAUCCACGGUGAAUGGAUGGGCGGCGACGGGGAUUCAGCCGCCUCUCACCUUGCUACAGCCUCCCAGUCAGGGUCAUGGUUCUUCAGAAGUAAGAACACCCCAUUUUAUUUACAAGAUCUUCCAGUAUGUUAGCAUGAACAACAAUCAGAACACCUUGAAUACGGCGACUCUUCGGUCGAGGGAGAGUUCCAAUGAUUUUGGACGGUCCAGUUCGAAAGUCCAUCUGACGGAGCCCGAAUACACGAUGACAGAGCCUCGGCUCCGAUCCGAAUCACCUCAAAAAUCGCCACAAGAAGUGUUUAGUAAGUGGCCUGAGGGCAUGUAUCAGGUUUCAGUUCAUAGAUCUCGUUCCAAAUCCCCGAAGAAGAAAGUUCCCACCAAAUCCCCGGUUUCCUUCAAGCAAACUUUUGAUUAUCUUCAUUCCCAGUGCCGGAUCGAGGGCUGUUCGGCCUCGAUUAUUGUUGAUGUAAGUCGUGUUAGCCAUGACGACAUUUUUUAUUUACAGGAUGUUCGUUUCCUUGUAUGUAAACAUCAGCUUGCUCAUGUUUCCGAAUUCUUUCGAACUCUUUUUCUGAAUAAUCGCGCUCUCACUCAAAAUGGCGUUAAACAAUUAUCGACCAAUGAGUAUACUAUCGUCGUAUCGAGCUUGAAACAUCCCCCACAAUAUGUGCAAUUCCAAUGGUUCAUUGAGUGCACCGUCCCCGGCCCAGUCCUCAAGGAUAUGACUGGUAAAUAUAGAUUACGAAUCUGUUUUACAUUCGGAUAAUAUUAAUUAAUUGUUGUUACUACGUCGCAACUAAACCGAUACUUUGUAGACGAUGUUCUGGAGACUUGUAUGAGAUUAUCCAAGCGAUUUACAGCCAAGGGGUUGGAAGUUCGAUGUGCCCGGUAUAUCAGAGAGAACGUAAGUCGUCAAUGAAAGUAAGGUGACUCGAAGUUUAGGUAGACAGAAAAGCCCCGAUGACAGCGUUAUGUUGGCUAAAUUGGGCGUUAAAACAUCGAUUUGACAAGUUGGUUCAGGAGAGUUGCAUGUUGGUGGCAGCCCGGCUAUCGCUGAUUAAUCUGGAGAAACAUCGGGAUAUGGUCACCGAGAAGAUUUUCGCCGACAUUCUGUCAGCCAAGUUGAGGGUGUGCUUCAAACAGGUACGGCAUCUCUAAAAUCCUGUUUGUGGCACUUCUAAUGCUUAUAUUUUCAGACAGCGAAUGUAUUCCACACCAUCCACAAGAUGGAUCAUUUCCACGUUGAAGUAGAGAAAUGUCCUCGCUGUUCCCGGCAAAGGGAACAAGGAAGGAUAAGAUUGUUGGCUAAUCCUUGCCAGAAGUUGAUUGGAUGUGAAAGAUGCCUGAAAGAUCUUGGAUGCGAGAUCGAGAGGAAGUCCCAGGAUCAAUUGCAAGCCUUUUAUCAAUGCGAUCAUGGUCUUCUCUCGUUCAGCGAUGAAACUGAGGAUUGCCAAUGUCAACAGAAAUAUUACAGACGGCGGGUGGACAUCUCUCAACCUCCUUCUGAACAUACAUUCGACGGAGAAGCUGCUUCAUCUCAAUUAAAUUGA